Heterobilharzia americana is the source of this 2457-nucleotide messenger RNA. The record is from the annotation of a GenBank genome assembly. NCBI's taxonomy places the organism in Eukaryota, Metazoa, Platyhelminthes, Trematoda, Strigeidida, Schistosomatidae.
AUGGAGAUAGGAAAACAAAUUAUUGGCUUUUUUGAAGAUUACUUUGAAUUAUCUUAUCCACUCAAAAAAACAGAUAUGGUUGCUGUACCAGAUUUUGCUGCUGGUGCAAUGGAAAAUUGGGGUCUUAUGAUAUAUCGAGAGGCGACAAUGUUAUGGGAUCCAAACUAUGGCACAGCAGCAACACAACAAAAGGUGGCAACUGUGAUUUCACAUGAAAUUGCUCAUCAGUGGUUUGGAAAUUUAGUGACUUUAAAAUGGUGGGAUGAUCUAUGGUUGAAUGAAGGUUUUGCCAGUUUUGCUGAGUACAUUGGAGUUGAUCAUGUUCAUCCAGAAUGGGGAAUGGAUGAACAGUUUCUUCUGGAUGAUAUACAGAAGGUGUUGAUCAGUGAUUCAUUAACAACUUCACGUCCAGUAAUUCAACCUGUUUAUUAUCCCAAUGAAAUUAAUGAAAUUUUUGAUCCAAUAUCCUAUAAUAAAGGUGCAUCUGUCUUAAGAAUGAUGGAGUCAUUUAUGGGUCGAAAUGCAUUUCGAGCAGGUGUCAAGAAUUAUCUUAAUCAAAACAAAUACAAAAAUACUGUUCAUGAGGAUUUAUGGAGAGCACUAACUGAGGCAGCAAAACUUGUAGGGAAAGAUGUAAAUGUUAAAUCAGUCAUGGAUACAUGGAUGAAACAAAUGAAUUAUCCACUUGUUAUUGUUCAACGAAUCAAUAAUGGUCUAUUUCAAUUUGAACAAAAACACUAUUUAGAGCCACCAGAUGCUAAAGCAGCAAAAAAUCCAUCACCAUAUAACUUCACUUGGAAAAUACCACUGACAUAUGGAUCAUCAAAGACUAAUAAUUGGGAUGAAGCAGAUGUUAUUUGGAUGAUGAACAAGACAAUGACACAAACAUUAGAUGUUCAACCGAAUUCAUGGUAUUUAUUCAAUAUUAAACAAGCUGGAUUUUAUCGUGUUCAUUAUGCUGACAAUAAUUGGGAAUUGUUAACUGAACAAUUAUACAAAGACUAUCGAGCUAUUCCACUUCAUUCACGAACACAAAUUCUGGAUGAUUUAUUCAACUUAGCAAAUCGUGCUGCUGUGUCAUAUACCGUCUAUCUAAAUUUGACGAAAUAUUUGAAGAAAGAAGAUCAGUAUGUUGCCUGGGAAACAACACGUCGAGCACUUUCCUAUCUAGACCGUAUGCUUGCUAUGGACGAGAAUUAUGGAGCAUUCCAAGCAUAUUUACGAAUACUUGUAGAUGAACCGCUCAAAUUAAUCGACUGGACUACCAUGAGAGAAGAUACAGAUCAUAUGAAGCACAUGUUACGCUUAACUUUAACAAGAUUGGCAUGUCAAGCUGAACACUAUUCAUGUGUUAAAAUGGUAAAAGAAUAUUAUCAAAAAUGGAUGAACAAUCCUGAAGAGAACUUGAUACCGCCAAGUUUGAGACCAGCUAUCUACUGUACAGCUAUUCGUAUUGGUGGUCAAAAAGAAUGGGAAUUUUUGAAGAGUAAAUUAUUAGUAGUGGAUAUUAAAGAAGAGGAGAAAAGUAGUAUUCUACAGGCACUUUCAUGUUCUCGUGAUAUGUGGAUUAUGAGACUACAUUUGAAUUGGAUUAUAAAAAACAAUGAGAAUGAUCCUCAAGAUUUACUGGAUGCUCUGUCAUCACAUAUUCGUGAAGCAUGGAGAUAUAUAUUAAACGAUGGUAAAAACGCUACUCAACCUUCAACGAAAGCAUGUGUACUAACUGUGAUGCUGAAAAUACUAUCAAAGCGCCAUUACACACUGAACAAUAUACCAGAUCAAGAGGAAGUUAGUGUGAAAUUUUUAUGUGAUUACUAUUUUAUUAUAUUUUACCUUUUUCGUGAGACUUUCAAAAUGUAUAAAACUAUGCUGCCUUGACUAGACUAGUGGAUGAAAGAGACAACUACCUUUCGAUGUCUCCCAUUCAUUGUCAUUGGUGCUUGUUGUUGUUGGUGGUGGUUGGUUGGGUGUUUUAAUAACCUGUGUCUUGUGUAUAUUGACCUGAAGUUCUGUCUUCCUUCGCUGCCUUGCCCUGCCUAUUCUCCUAACUUGUUUGUUUGUGUCACAUUAGAUAUAAAUCAUCAUCGGUGGGAGAAAUUCAAAUCUUCUUCUGAGGUCUUUUCAUCGGUUCAGUCAGCGUGUCCCUCUCUUCUCGUUCCUCACAGGUUCUCUUGCAUAAUGCAGCCCACAACAAUGAGAGAGAUGAUCGGUGAUAGUAAGCAACCUUGUCUUGUCUUACUCCUGUCACAACAAUUUCAAAGGUGUCACUGAGCUUUGCAUUAUGAAUCACUUGGCAUGUAGCCUCAUCAUAUAGCAUAUAACUGUUGAAUGAGGUUGAUAAAGGUUUGUGGAAGUAGAAGCGUAGUGUUGUAACAGUUGGCUUAUUAUCUGUUGGUCGACGCCUGGUUAGAAGGCCUUUCCAAAAUCAAUGAAGUUGUGAUGAAAACUUGAAUAAUA